Melopsittacus undulatus (budgerigar) is the source of this 2165-nucleotide messenger RNA. It is a transcript of the gene XRCC6, whose product is annotated as X-ray repair cross complementing 6. Gene Ontology annotation, cellular component: Ku70:Ku80 complex; nucleus. Gene Ontology annotation, molecular function: telomeric repeat DNA binding; DNA helicase activity; double-stranded DNA binding. Lineage: Eukaryota; Metazoa; Chordata; Aves; Psittaciformes; Psittaculidae. Gene Ontology annotation, biological process: telomere maintenance; double-strand break repair via nonhomologous end joining. Bases 71 to 1678 code for a protein of 535 amino acids. The record is from RefSeq and is a predicted model, not a curated record. The transcript has 11 exons.
UUGAGUGGUUGCCUGAGUGUGGGGUGCAGGUGGCCGUGGUUUCGUUGGGCCUCGCGCGGCACUGGGAGCCAUGUCGGAUUGGGUGUCUUACUACCGGAGCGAAGGGCCGGAGGAGGAGGAGGAGGAGGAACAGGACGAGGAGAGGGCUGAGGCGGUCGCGGAUUACAAGUUCUUAGGUCGGGACAGCCUCAUUUUCUUAGUGGAUGCGUCCGAGGGCAUGUUUGAGCCCGACGGGGACGGUGUGACUCCCUUUGACAUGACCAUCCAGUGCAUCUCGAGUGUGUACACCAGCAAAAUCAUUAGUAGUGACAGGGACCUGCUGGGUGUGGUGUUCUAUGGCACGGAAAAGAACAAGAACUCUGCAGAUUUCAAGCAUGUCUGUGUUCUUCAGGAGCUGGAUAAUCCAGGUGCAAAGCGUGUCCUAGAACUGGACCAGUACAAGGGAGACAAAGGACAAAUACUUUUCCGUGACACCUUUGGCCACAAUGCUGACUAUUCACUGGGUGAAGCACUCUGGGCCUGCUCUAAUCUCUUCAGUGAUGUGCGAGUCAGGCUGAGCCACAAAAGGAUCAUGCUGUUCACCAACAAGGAUGACCCUCAUGCCAAUGACAGUGCUAAAGCCAAGCUGGCCAGAACCAGAGCUGGUGAUCUAAGAGACACAGGUAUCAUCCUGGACUUGAUGCACUUAAAGAAGCCUGGAGGGUUCGACAUCUCUUUGUUCUACAGGGAUAUAAUAAACACAGCAGAAGAUGAGGACCUUGGGAUCCAACCUGAGCAGUCAGAGAAACUGGAACACCUCAUGAAAAAAGUACGAGCGAAGGAGACAAAGAAACGGACUUUAUCCAGGUUAAAUCUGUAUCUGAACAAAGAUCUGUCACUUUCUGUUGGUGUUUACAACCUUCUUCACAAAGCUUACAAGCCCUAUCCUGUGAAGCUUUAUCGGGAAACUAAUGAACUGGUUAAAAUAAAAACAAGGAUGUUUAAUGCGAAAACAGGCAGCUUGCUCCUGCCUAGUGAUACAAAAAGGGCUCAGACAUAUGGAAACCGCCAGAUUGUGCUGGAGAAAGAGGAAACAGACGAAUUGAGACGGUUUGGUUCUCCAGGCUUGUAUCUGAUUGGCUUCAAACCACUGUCAAUGCUAAAACAGCACCACCAUGUCAGGCCCUCCCAGUUCAUCUAUCCUGAGGAGUCCUUAAUAAAUGGGAGUACAACGCUAUUUAAUGCCUUACUGAUGAAAUGCCUGGAGAGGGAAAUGAUGAUACUGUGCAGAUAUACUGCCCGGCAGAGCAGCCCUCCUCGCUUUGUGGCCCUAAUUCCCCAGGAGGAAGAGGUGGAUGAGCAGAAAGUGCAGAUAGCUCCUCCAGGCUUCCAUAUCAUCUUCCUCCCAUAUGCAGAUGACAAGCGGAAGGUUGAUUUUACAGAAAAGGUGCCAGCCAGUCGAGAGCAGGUGGACAAAAUGAAGGAAAUAGUUCAAAAACUCCGUUUCAAAUACAGGAUUGACAGCUUUGAGAACCCAGUUUUGCAGCAGCACUUCAGGAAUCUGGAGGCUUUGGCAUUGGAUAUGCUCGAACCAGAACAAGCAGAGGACCUUACAAGUGAGAAUUAUUGUCUGAUAAAUGGACAGAACUACGGAGAGAAUUAUUCUGGAGGAGGCAGUGAUGCCACCUUGUGGCUGUGAGAGUUCAUAGGUAAGAGUGUCUUAUUAAAGGUUAGAAACCUAUUCCUGAAGGAGAAAUUCCUUUUUAAAAAUGAUAUUGUACUCCAGGAACAGUGUUAGAGUAACUGCUUGUCUCUUCUCAAGGACACCUAACAAAUUAUCUAGGUUCCUGUGCGAGAUAUCACACAGAUACAUGUCAGAAACAAGCUGUUUUGCCUCAACCUUAGAUAGUAACCUGUUGUAUUCUAAAUAUUUAAGAUUAGACCUGGGUAACAGUGCAAGCAACUGGGAGACCUUUUAUGACACUUCCAGCAUGUCAGUGUCAGUUUUGUUCUACAUACGUAUUUCUUAUUCAGGAUAUGUGCGAGUCCAUUACAUAACAUAUGAUACAUUUUUGAUAUUAUCAAGAGCUGUAAAUUUCUCAUUUGUGGGUAUUGCAACAUAGGUCUUUGCACUUAACAUGCUUGCAAGACACUUGCUAGUUAUUACAUAGACACAAUUGUGUUGG